Messenger RNA from Xiphias gladius (swordfish), 6254 nucleotides. RefSeq names its product excitatory amino acid transporter 5-like. Lineage: Eukaryota; Metazoa; Chordata; Actinopteri; Istiophoriformes; Xiphiidae. Gene Ontology annotation, biological process: L-glutamate transmembrane transport. Gene Ontology annotation, molecular function: L-glutamate transmembrane transporter activity; neutral L-amino acid transmembrane transporter activity; glutamate:sodium symporter activity. The coding region runs from base 9 to 1655 and encodes 548 amino acids. Gene Ontology annotation, cellular component: plasma membrane. The transcript has 11 exons. The record is from RefSeq and is a predicted model, not a curated record.
AGAAGACGAUGGGGGGCCGAGUCAAGACCUUCCUGCGGGUGACGGUGAAGGGAGACCUGAGGAGGACCGUGAGGGAUUUCUGCAAGAGGAACGGGCUGCUGACGCUGUCGGUUAUCGCCGUGCUGACCGGCUGCACGCUGGGCUUCAUGCUGAGGGGGACCCAGCUGUCCACACAGAUCUACUUCUCUUUUCCUGGAGAGUUGCUGAUGAGGAUGUUGAAGAUGCUCAUUCUUCCUCUCAUCACGUCCAGUUUAAUGUCGGGUCUGUCGUCUAUGGAGUCGAAGGCGUGCUGUCGGAUGGGGGUGCUCACCGUCACCUACUACCUGUGGACCACCUUCAUCGCCGUGGUGGUCGGCAUCGUGCUCGUCGUCAUCAUCAAACCCGGCGUGGGGACGGAGAUGGAGAGUAACCGGCUAGGAGGGGGGCCCGUCAUGACCUCGGCCGAUGCCCUGCUCGACCUUAUCAGAAACAUGGUUCCCUCUAAUCUGAUCGAGGCCACAUUUCAGCAGUACAAAACAGACCUGAUUCCCAUCCUCAAAGUCCCGACCAGAACCAUCCAGCCCAACUUCGUCUACAUUGUCCCUGAUGACAGUGACCCUAAAGGUCAGACGGUGUACCUGGAGCUGACUCCGGCCCCGGAGGUCAUGUACAAGACGAGUCCCGGCAGCAGCCAACAGAUGAACGUCCUCGGCAUCGUCAUCUUCUCUGCAACCAUGGGUCUGUUGCUGGGCAGGAUGGGAGAACGAGGAGCUCCGCUGGUCAACGUCUGUCAGUGUAUCAACGAGUGCGUCAUGAAGAUCAUCAACGCUGCCGUUUGGUACUUUCCUUUUGGGAUCAUCUUCCUGGUGGCAGGGAAGAUCCUGGACAUGCAGGACCCAAGCACGCUGGGGAAGAAGCUGGGCUGGUAUGGCAUCACCGUCCUCGCCGGCCUCUUCGUCCACGGACUCGUCCUCCUCCCUCUCUUCUACUUCCUUCUCACACGGAAAAACCCCUUUACCUACAUCCGCGGGCUGCUGCAGGCCAUGGUGAUCGCCCUGGCCACCUCCUCCAGCUCUGCCACGCUGCCCAUCACCAUGAAGUGUUUGUUGGAGAACUGCAACGUUGACCGUCAGAUCGCUCGCUUCGUCCUUCCCGUGGGCGCCACCAUCAACAUGGACGGUACUGCGCUGUACGAGGCUGUGGCUGCCAUCUUUAUCGCUCAGGUUAACGACUAUGAGCUCGACUUCGGCCAGCUUGUCACCAUCAGCAUCACAGCUACAGCUGCCAGCAUCGGUGCAGCAGGGAUUCCCCAGGCCGGUCUGGUUACCAUGGUGAUCGUACUGACAUCUGUGGGCUUACCGCCAGAUGACAUCACACUCAUCGUGGCCAUUGAUUGGAUUCUAGACAGAUUUCGGACCAUGAUCAAUGUCCUUGGUGACGCCCUGGCGGCAGGAAUCAUCGCCCACCUCUGUCGGAAAGAUUUCCCUCUCAGCGGAGCCGGAAAGCCUGUUCCGUCCUACGGUACACAGACUCCUAACGCUCACAACAACUCCCACAGCGUCGACGUGCCAAUGACGGAGAUCCACACACACAAAGACUGCAUGUUCGAAGUGAUGGGCGACUCAGUGGGCGAGAGGCACACACACACCGUCUACUACAACAUCUGUCAGGUUUGAAGGGACCGGGUGGAGCAGCUUCGAAACACUGCUGAGUCCGGGAGAGUCCGGUCAAAUCUCACAGUGCCAUCUGAACAGGGGCGUUGCGGUAACAGAGCAGGAAUCUUCUUCUUAACAUGACGGAGACUGAGGAGCGGCGACUGCUUUGCUUUCACUUUAGGUGACAGGAAAUGUGGUUUAUUUGGCCAAAAGUGGAUCGGAGCUUCAUUUGGAGCUUCAUUCUCUUACGCACUGUUGACAGAGCGUAAGGGGUCAAAGGGCAUAAGGACCACGUUAUCACUUUGUUUUAAACUCGCCAUCAACGGUAACUACCAAGCCAAUCUCAAUUUAGGUAGGUAGAUUUUGGAAAUCUGGCAGCGUCUCUGGCUGCGGUUGAAGAACAUUAUGAACACAAGCCUAAUCUGCACCAGGGGAUUAUGGGUAGCCAACACCCUCCUGGGAGUACCUGCAGCUUCAUCAUCUUGUCUGCCAGCGCCACCUAGAAGACGGAGUCACUUCAAGAUCUGCAGAGAGGAAGCUACAAACUACGCCAUCUACUGGUUCCAAAAAAACCACAAAGGGAAGUUUUUAGUGACUGAUUUUAGCAGCUUGAAAUGUCACAUUUUGUGAGUCUGAAGAACAGAUGAAACUGCAGAUAUCUGAUAUGCAUAUGUUUGGCAUUGGAGCCAAUCAAACCAUAUUUUAGUACAUUUUCGGCUCCAAUAAGCAGAAGCCAUUUAACCCCCUGUGGUUAAAAUAAAACCACGGUUAGUCCGGUUAAAAUUAAACCUUUUACGGUGACCGUCUUAGCUCUACAUACAGCGGUUAUCAUGACGGUUAUUAGGGCUGGGUAUCAAACCUCAAUGCCUCUUUGGUAUUGACCUAAAUGUGUCCUUACAACUGAGAAUCGACAUUUGUCAGAUACCUUAAGAUGGCAUCCAAUGGUGAAAGUCGUGAUCUUGUUGACCCAGAUAGUUCAGAUUAGUUCGGUGCCUGCGCUGAUCUAAGCGUUGUUCCACACUGUCCUGGUAAAGAGGGAGCUGAACUUGUCGGUGAAGCCCUCAAUUUACCAGCCGGUCUUCGUUCCAGCCUCAGCUGUGGUCAUGAGCUUUGGGUAGUGAAUGAGAUCACAGAUACAAGCAGCCGCAAUGAGUUUCCUUCGCCGGGUGGUUGGGCUCAUCCUAUACCGGUAUCACACCAAAUACUCAAAAGCACAUAGUGUAUGCAAAGCAAUCUGUGGAAUAAAGCACAGAACAGAAUCGCACAAAGCACCUAGCUAGGAUACCAAGGGCUACGUCGAAAUCUAAACAGUAACGAUAUUUACUUUCUAACCUGGUAUCGCUAUCCGCUCUGGUAUUUUCUGCUGGAUGGGUUUUCAGUGUAUUUGGGGCCAAAGUUCAAUUUUGGCCCCAAAUAAGCUUUUGGCUUCAAGACCGGUCAGAAAAUCAGUUUAACAAGAACAGGACCAAGGAUUUGGAGCACGGUACAUAAAUAUGGUGCACGAAAUAAGCGUUCAAUUUACUUUUCUAGCACGUGCACAGUUGGUGCACUUGUAGUGCAGAAAGUCUGCUUAUCAGAAAAUUGUACUGCUGGCAGACGUCCAUACUAAGGUCCGAGGGGGCAAAUGUCAAAUGUGACGCGGACCCUCGUGACUAUGCAGACACAGGAACCAUGAAUUGGCCGUUAGGGAAAAAGAGGAGAGCCCAGACAUUAGUUAGGAGCUAGAAGGAGAACCGCUGCUCUGUCGUGUCAAACGGAGCCUCCUGGACGUCGACACGGAACGCAAUGGGGGGAUUACGUAUCUCCACAGACUUCGCUGGGGACAAAGACAUCUGGACUAUGGUGACCCAGAACCUUUAGAGGGGUAGAAAGAGGUUGGAUGGAUGGUAUACAGAAGAACUUGUUUUAUAUUUCUCAAAGUAAGGCAUCGUUAACUGCGAUUACUCCUGUAACUCCAGUGAUACCCAGCCCCGACAGCGGCCCGUACAUUUGUCCAACUGUACCACGACUGAAUUCUGGUCCUGAUCCUGUUUUCUUUUAGUUGGAGAAGUGGAUCAGUACCUGGGUAAUUUUACAGAGUUUUUAAUCUACACAUCAUCCUUACUCAGACUUUAAAGCCAGAACAAAUCCGCCUUUUUGUUGGGAUAGAUUAUCAAAAGACACUACAGACAUCUUAAUAAACCACAGUAGAUCACAUUGGAAGAUUUUUGAAAUAUAUGGUGGUCAGCCUGAAGACAAAGCCAGAAGGCUUGGAUCCCAGAACCAUCUGGAUCCUGAAAAGCCAUCAUCUUGUGAUUUAUCUGGGAUCUACCAAAGGGACGAACUUCUUCGUGCUGCCUGUUUGUUCUGAGCACAUCUCUGUCUUCUGUUAACAACUCAGGUGUUACCACUUCAACACACCUUUGACUGAACUGUGAAUCUGAUUGGCCGGCAGCCACUGUUUCAGACUGACUAAAGGAUUAAAGGGUAAUCCGUCAGAUCCGAUGGCCGAAUGAAUCAAGUGCUCUUCAUCUUGCAGACUAACCUUCUUCCUCUUCUUCUUUUCUUCUUCUUCUAUCUCGUUUGUAUUUGACAGCAUGCUGGCAUGCGUUCCAACUGGCUUCAUUUGAAGUCGAUGUGCUUUAUUAUUUUGUUGUUGUUGUUGUUGUUGUUUUGACCUGAAGGUUGCAAAGAAAAACAAAGUGCUGUAGGGAUUAUGGGAAAUUUACCGGUCAGUUGCAGCUAACGUGAACAGAUUCUAGUUUGGGUUUCAGUCAAUCUCAUCCCUCUGCUGGGUCUACUAAAUAUUCAGCAUAGAUUCUGUCACUUUCAGAUGAUUUAUUGAUCUUGUCUGUAGCCGCAGAACCAACUGAAUUUAGUCACCUGAAUAAAGCCCAAUUCUUUUUAUUUUUUAUCUUUUUUGCACAAUUCUCUUGCCUCUCAGGCUCCUUACAAUUUUCCAAACCCAAACAGGAUGAUGUAAGAAAUGCACAUCAGUCCAUCAGUCUAAAAAUUCUGGACCCCGGCAGCUGUCAUGGUCGAAAAAAACAAAUGCGUGCAGACAAACUAAUGAACGGUACUUUUAGAUAUAAAACAUGAACUCAAAUAUGAUUAACUCUGCACACAAAUUAUUACUUCAUGACAAUAUUGUUGACGUUUUAACAAACAUUCAAGGGACGUCAAGGAAGAAGCAAGUAUAUUCUCAUCCAACCUGCAUUCAAAUGAAAAUCAACAGAAAAUUAAUCGUAAGCUAUUCUGGUGAUCAAUUAAUUGUUUAAGCCAUUUUUCAAGCAAAAAUAUGAAACAUGAUCUUCUUCUGACUUUUCAUAUGUGACAACUUGCAGUUUGUCUUUGUCCUAUAUGACAGCAGAUUAGAUAUCUUAGGUUUUCAGACUGCUAGAAGCUGUCAGAAAUUGUGAAUAUAAUUUUUUCACUCUUCUUUUUAAACAUUUGAUCGAUUAAUCAAUCAAUCGCCCUCGGUCUUACAUUGCAGUAAACUGAAUUUUUGGGGUUUUGGACCAUUGGUCGGAUGAAUUCACUGUGCGCUGCAGGAUAUUGUGCUGGGUGUUUUUUUACUCUUUUCUAAAGUGUUAUAGACAAAACGAUUGAUCAAUUAAUAGAGAAAAUAUUCAGACGAUGAAUCGAUAAUGAAAAUAAAUGUUAGUUGCAGCCCUAAUUGAGAGCACAAUUUCUUACUGUUUUCCUCUGUGACACCUUCCGGGCUCCAGAAAAAACAGGCCCCAGGUUCCUCAAGGUUUCUGGAGCAAUUAUCUCCUGGAGCUACACCAAAAGUAAGAAAUUAAUUUCAGCAAAAAUGCAGACAGACUACAGGGAUAUUUUAGACUACCCUGACUUUAUGCAAUUUUACUACUUUUUUUAUAAGAGGAAUUUUAUCCAAGUCGUCUUUGUCUCUGGUAGCAGGUUCAGCAUGCUUUGCAUGCUAACGUAAUUUUUUGGCAGUUAGUCUCAUAUUCGGUAAGAAAAGCAAUCAUAAGAACCUUCAAAAAAGACAGUGUAGUUUGUUCAUGAAGUCUUUAAAACAUAGAUGUUGGGGUUUUAGCCAGUUCACCUCUCAGUCACCACUUAAAUGUGUAUAUUACCUCAAGUUGUUUACAUAUUGUUUACUGACAUCUGAGAUUCGGGAGUCGUUACUUAUGACGUAAGUUUGAGGAAAAACUCGAGGUAACUAAAUAUUAACUGUGACGGAUUAUUUAUCAGCAGCAAAUUACAAGUCGAUUUUCAUAGAGCACUCAAAAAACUUGAAAGCUGGUCAGCAGUCAGUCUGAAAACUGAAGAUGGUCCGGAUGAAUUAAAAGUGUAAUGUUAAUGUACCAUUUGUAGGUAAGUGGCUAAAACAUGAAGCAUCUACGAUACGAUCCUGUAAACUCACUUAUAAUGAUUCAAAUACUUUUACUCUCUUGGUGAAGUGCUCGUUCAAGUCUUUCGGUGUGAAAGUAGUUGUAGUCUUGUUUCAGUAGAGUUAAACGUGAAAACGUAGACCUGCCUUAAUUCGACUGUCGACCCUCUGUUGUUUUUAAUCCACAAACCUCAAUGUCCGUCUGCCAACGCCCACCGUCAGCCCGACCAACUGCGGCAUGUUCGUCUUUCAGCAACGCACACUUUUCAUCAAACUGCAUCAUG